AUGGGAGUGGGUGGGCGUGCCAUGUGUGUGCGCGGAGCAGGCGUCACCACGGGGUCAAGCCGCACCAUGGCUGUGCCGUGCCUCGCCGGGGCCAUGCCUCGCUGGGAUGGUGCCGCCAGUGUUGCUGCUGUGGGAAACGUAACUGCUACCCCCACGGUGACUGCUACCCCCACGGUGACUGCUACCCCCACGGUGACUGCUACCCCCACGGUGACUGCUACCCCCACGGUGACUGCUACCCCCACGGUGACUGCUACCCCCACGGUGACUGCUACCCCCACGGUGACUGCUACCCCCACGGUGACUGCUACCCCCACGGUGACUGCUACCCCCACGGUGACUGCUACCCCCACGGUGACUGCUACCCCCACGGUGACUGCUACCCCCACGGUGACUGCUACCCCCACGGUGACUGCUACCCCCACGGUGACUGCUACCCCCACGGUGACUGCUACCCCCACGGUGACUGCUAACCCCACGGUGACUGCUACCCCCACGGUGACUGCUACCCCCACGGUGACUGCUACCCCCACGGUGACUGCUACCCCCACGGUGACUGCUUCCCCACUGCUCACUGCCCUUCUCAAGCUGAGGAGGCGCCAGGAGUGUCGUUUGCUGUGCUUAAGACCACAGUUAAUCAUUGAGACCUUUCCGUCUGCCGGGCUGCAUUUCUGCCUUCUCACACACCACGUGCAGCACACAACGCCCACUCUCUUCCUCGCACCUCCCUCACUUCUUCGCUUUCGCUUCCUUGCAUGA
Molecule: messenger RNA, 759 nt
Organism: Closterium sp. Naga37s-1
Lineage: Eukaryota; Viridiplantae; Streptophyta; Zygnematophyceae; Desmidiales; Closteriaceae
Source: the annotation of a GenBank genome assembly